This is a messenger RNA of Plectropomus leopardus (leopard coralgrouper), 1478 nucleotides long. The record is from RefSeq and is a predicted model, not a curated record. NCBI's taxonomy places the organism in Eukaryota, Metazoa, Chordata, Actinopteri, Perciformes, Serranidae.
CUUCCUAACGGUGUGACGCAGAGCCAGGCGAUGUACCAGGAUCGCUUUGGGAAGCUGCAGGAACACCUACGGCAGCUCGCCCUGCUGUUUAGAAAGCUCCGGCUCCUGUAUGAACGCUGCGUGGAGAUGACCUCUGACCUGCAGGAGGGACCAUCAGAGCUUCUGCCGUUCGUGGGAGAGGAGCUGGUUUCUGUCAAAGUGGAGCCGUGCAGUCCUGCUGUCUACCAGGAGAGAAAAGAGGUCCUGGAGAAGGUGCGUCAGAAGAACCAGGAGAUGAAGGUUCUGAUGGAUCAGAUGAGGAACCUGCUGUGGGAUGUCAACGCCAUGCUGACGCUCAGGAAAUGAUAGUUUCACUCUUUUUAAAAGAUACAUUCCUCCACAGACUCUCUAAUCUUUAACUCUUUAAAAAACAGGUGAAAUAAGGGAAUUUUCGGGACCUUUCACUUUGGUACACCUCCUUUGUUUUGGCACUUCAUUACUGAAACUGACAUGUCACAGUUCACCUGUGUUUACUAUGUAUUAUAUUAAAGUUGUUGAGGGGGAAAGUUAUUUAGAUAGGAUAAGACUUAAAGGCUAACCCGGACCCUAUUUUCCUAUGUUUCCUAUAUUUUUUAACAUUGUCAGCGGCAAAAACAAGCACUUUCGGUUGACAUAAAUUGUCUCUGCACAGGUGCUCAUUGGGGUUACAUUGCAGCCUGUUUGGCUGCUGUGGCUGGAUUGGUCUCUCCCAAAACUGGACCAAUUUCAACAAUUGUUGUCUCCAUCAGUCACGUAGACAGAAAAACAUUCAGUGAUCCAGGUUGAAAAAUACCUACGUGUCUCUUUAAUUUAAGCUAAAAAAAACAAAAAAACAACCUGAUAGACUGACACCAAGAAUCGUUGUCUUUCUGUACAAAGCAGCCAACAACCCAAUUUAUGUUUGCCAAGUGCUCUACAACUGUUAUUUUGUCACUGUGUUUAUUCAAAUAUGUUAUGGACUCCUGUUUUUCUACCGUUUAAAUAAUGAGUUGAAACCUGUAUUGCCUCAGGUAAAAACAAAAAGUUUUCUUAAAAUGCCGCAUUCACGGUGUUUUGCCCUCGGGUGCUGACUCGACACCAGACAGACUUGAAUUCAUUGCAGGUAAUUCAUCCAGAAAGCACAGAAGCUGAUCUGACGACUGUGUUCACAAUACGAACAAUUGCCCUUAUUAUGCUCUGUCAGUUGUAGAAACACUAUGAGUUCAGAAUUCAAAUUAGCCCCUUGGCAGCUAUGUAUCUCAGGUGCUUUGUACAUAAGUGUGUGUGUGUGAGUGUGUGUGCGUGCACGUGUGCUUAAUGAGAUUAGCUUCCUGAGUGCGAGACAGCACACCUGUUUACCCUGAGGGUGUUGAGACUUGCUUGCUUGUGAAUUUAUUUUUGUAAACUGUGGGACAAAACGUAGGUCUACUGGGGUCAUUUCUGUUUUGUAUGAAAUAAACUCUUUUUUUUUUUAAACAAAA